Acanthochromis polyacanthus (spiny chromis) is the source of this 3340-nucleotide messenger RNA. It is a transcript of the gene rab42b, whose product is annotated as RAB42, member RAS oncogene family. Gene Ontology annotation, molecular function: GTPase activity; GTP binding. The record is from RefSeq and is a predicted model, not a curated record. The transcript is spliced from 3 exons. The coding region runs from base 1360 to 2037 and encodes 225 amino acids. NCBI's taxonomy places the organism in Eukaryota, Metazoa, Chordata, Actinopteri, Pomacentridae.
AAACAUGCUGAUAAAGCAGGUGAUCUGUUAGAUUCCAUGCUGAUAAUGUUAACAUUCUGUACAGAGUUUCUGCAGGGCAUUAAAGAGCAUUAAUAGACAUUAAGUUGAUUUUGCGAAAAUUACGGCCUUAAAUGGCAUUAAGCAUUGUGAUAACUGUUCCGGCCGGUCGGGUACAGUGGCCAAGAACUGCAUGUUCUUAUAGUGGCUGGCAGGCUGGACCAGGUGGAGGAGUGGUGGGGAAUGGGGAAAUGUAAAUCCCAGCAAAAAUGGCUAGAAAAUGUGGAUUUUAGAAAAUGACUGCAGCCGGUGGUUGGUCAGGGGUGGUUUCCAAAUUUUUCACAGUAUAGCAUUAAAAUGGCAUUAAUAAGCUUUAAAUUUGACUGGCUGAUUUCUGCAGCAACCCUGCUGUACAUAUAAUUUUAGUAGUAGUAGUAGCUAUUAUAUCCGAAUCAAUUUGGAAAGAAUAGCAGGAUCAAAUAGUGUGUUUUAAGUUUUGAUAGUUUCCUUCUGAUGAAAUAUAGUUUGGAAGGCUAUCCCAAUUUGACCACAGAUUUUGCCUUUAAUAACUGGUACCUGUGCUUAGUAUUAAAGUCGGAAUUGUGACAUUCCUAAACAUAAAUAUAUUAUAGUCAUAAAUGUAGUGUUAAGCUGUUGUGCAAAAAUUAAUUGCAUAUCCUGAACCUUUCCCAGGGGAUUUAGAGCGCCAUUGUUAUCAACUUCCCUUUUUUUGGUGGCCAAGUUCACUCAACAGACAUGACCAUAAAGUGAUAAAAAAAAACCUGCUGCAAAUUAUUGUGUAGGGCCAACACUCACCCUUGUUAUAUUUUUUUCUUUUUGGGACGACAUGUGAGUUGGUGACAGCAGGAAACUUCCCAGUUUCCCUCUAUCUGACAUUAAAUACAACCACUACUUCCUUAUGAACCUCCCUUCUUUCUCUCCCACAACUGGCCCUCCCUUUGUCCUUGUGCUCUCGCCCCUCCUUUUGUCAAGUAUCAACAGGCAAACUUUUGAAGUCCACACCCCUGCACGGCAACACUCAUGAACAUGCUUAGAGUAGCAGUUAGGAUCAGCAGCUCAGAUGAGAACUACGGCGAUUCCUGGGAUCGAUUUAGUCGGGCGGAUUUUUCUACGCGCCUAAUUUUGCAGAGGAUUUCAUGAGCCACCAUGUGAGACUGAGAGACUUGUGCUGCAGCCACCAAACACAGGCGUUUGGCGUGGCUGUGAGUACAGAGUGAUUAAAAAGGAGUGGCUACUUGAUUGUUUCUCAACAUUGUGAACAUCAGAAGUAGAGAACCAACUGGUGAGAAGCUGGUGUAGGACUGCUUGACUCUUGCAGCUCCCUUCCCCGCCAUUUUCUCAAUGUCAGCAACGAUGGACCUGACUUUGUGGCAGUAUCAGUUCAGGAUCAUCAUGCUGGGAGACUCCACCGUGGGCAAGUCCUCGAUGCUCAAGCGCUACACUGAGGACUCGUUCCUGGAAUCCAUCAACCAGACAGUAGGUGUAGACUUCUACGUCCACUUCCUGGAGGUGGAACCAGGGGUCCGUGUCAAGCUGCAGUUCUGGGACACGGCAGGGCAGGAAAGGUUCAGGUCAGUAACCCGCUCUUAUUACCGCAACUCGGUCGGAGGCCUGCUGGUGUUUGACAUGACCAACCGAGCCUCCUUUGACCAUAUUAAGGAGUGGCACGCUGAGGUGUGCGAUCGAGUGCAGCCGCAUAAGGUUCUGUUCAUCCUGGUAGGCCAAAAGAGUGACCGAGAUGCUCACAAGGAGAGGGCGGUCAGCCGAGAGGAGGCUGAGAAACUGGCUGGACAGCUCGGGAUGCCCUAUGUGGAGGCGUCUGCGAAGUCAGGCCAAAAUGUGAGGGAGUCCUUUGAGCUCCUCACUCGACGGGUCUACCAGGGUCUGUUGAGUGGAGAGGUAGAGCUGCAAGAGGGCUGGGAUGGAGUCAAGUGCGCUGCCCCACAGGCGCUGCAGUUAAAGAGGGCCAGCAUGUCACAGCUCAGCACAGCCCCCAAGAACAAGAAGUGCUGUAAUUAAACUGUGGAUUGGCAGUGGUCAGCCAUGUGCACUCAUGUUACUGUGGAGUCAAAACUGGCCCCCGGGAAGUUGAAUUUGUGGUGGCAUUUUACUGUAAAGUCUGACCAUCAUGAAACACGCUGAUGUGAAAUGCAAUUUUGCACCAAUUUUUGCGACUGUAACAAGGUGAGAGACUGAUAGUUUUGUGAUUUUGUCUGAUACUUUGCCUUAAUGGAAAGGUUGUAGAUGUUUUUACUGGUCGAUAUUGUUAGCACUGGCUUAUUUUUCCUCUACACCACCAGCAGGCUAACAUUUUUAUUUUAGGGGGAAACGUCUUGAGUACUAUUUAAUUGAUUGUUGUUUACGUGCUUAAGAUGUCACAUAUAAAGUGUAAUGGCUUUCCUGAACCUAAUUUAAUUCCAUCAUUGGGUCAGAAUUUCAGUCAGCUCAUUUUUUAUUUUAAGACCAGAUUCCUGCAAAACCAAUUGACACUUAAAGCAUUAGCUUUAGCCACAAAGUGUGCCUUACAACGUACGGCCUCAUAAAGCUGCCAGUGAGGCUGUUUAAUCGCAAAAUCUAUAGAUUUUUGUAUUUAGAAGACAUAGGGGUAUAUUCUCGUUUUUUUGCGAGAUGCGAGGACCGCCGCAUAUCAGAUGAAUGGACUGAUCAGGUCAUUACUAAUCUCAGCAUUGUAAUGUGACAUCUGGUAGUUUGUGCUUUUUCCUUCAUCAGUCUUAUAGGUGUUGAAGAAGUGACUGUAACACAACCUCAUUCAAUCUAAUUGCAGAGGACAAUACCACAUCUGUUCUGCUGUUGAUUUUCGCACCUCAACCCCUGUUCACCAGAAAAGCGGUUCCCGCACCAGAGGUUCGGGACGGACGAGACAUUAUAUUUGAAACGGUUACGAUAUAAGAGAUUUUUUGCCCCUUUUUUUUUGAGAAAUGCUUGACAUUUUAUCCCUUUAGGAGUGAGUUACUCACAGCUGAUGUCCACACCAAGGUCAUAACUUAGAACAAGGGUUUGUGAGCAACAGAGGGUGGCAGCCAGCGCACUCCAAGGACAUUCUGCUUUUUCCUCAAAAUCUAUUUUACUACAUAAAUGUGAUUCUUUUCUGUGUGGCUUGCUCUACCUGUAAGGGGAAGCAGUUAAUGUACUUGGUGCCUGGAUUUAGAUUAAAAACAUCACCAUAGGCCUUUAGGUAACCUUCAUUCUUUUGCACUCGAGUUGCAUAGACUGCUAAUUACCAGGCAUCUUAUGACCGAUUGAUUGUUUUCAGGUGCUGUUGUUGGAAUUUAUUAAAUAAAUUCUCUCAUGUGCCUUUGGA